Hippocampus zosterae (dwarf seahorse) is the source of this 2594-nucleotide messenger RNA. RefSeq names its product PDZ and LIM domain 4 (gene pdlim4). The record is from RefSeq and is a predicted model, not a curated record. Gene Ontology annotation, biological process: muscle structure development; heart development; actin cytoskeleton organization. Gene Ontology annotation, molecular function: muscle alpha-actinin binding; actin binding. The transcript is spliced from 7 exons. NCBI's taxonomy places the organism in Eukaryota, Metazoa, Chordata, Actinopteri, Syngnathiformes, Syngnathidae. The coding region runs from base 145 to 1284 and encodes 379 amino acids. Gene Ontology annotation, cellular component: Z disc; filamentous actin; adherens junction.
GUUAUUUAAACUUGAUUCGAGACUCAGGCAGAGUUUUUGUCAGGCGGGAGCGCGUCGCCGAGCCGAGCAGGACUUUCUACCUUCCUUCCCCGCGUGGAUAUUCUUGGCGUCGUCGUCGCGGUCUACAGGCCCACCGGCACCGACAUGCCCUACAGCGUGACACUCCAGGGACCCUCCCCGUGGGGCUUCCGCCUGGUCGGGGGACGCGACUUCAGCACGCCGCUGACCAUCUCCAGGGUGACGGCCGGCAGCAAGGCGGCCCAGGGAGACCUGUGCCCGGGCGAUACCAUCCUGGCUAUCAACGGAGACGUGACCGAGCACAUGACCCACAUGGAGGCCCAGAACCGCAUCAAAAUCUGCAAUCAGCAGCUCACGCUCAUCAUCAGCAGGUCGGGAUCGGGAGAACGAGUGUGGUCGCCGGUGGUUAGCCAAGAUGGCAAGACGAGCCCUUACAUGGAAUCUGACUCGCAGAACUUCCGGCCCAUCACCAGCGGCUACAGCAAUUACAGCCGUAAGGCCUCGUACACCCCCGAGCCUCAGCCGCCGCCGCCUCCGCUGGUCCCUACGCAACAUCACCCGCAUCAGCAUCAGCAGCAGCAGCAAGUCCCCAACCACUCGCUCAACGGCCAUUCCAAGACCAACAACAGCCACGGUUACGCGUACGGCAACGGGCACGCUCAGUACAACAACCCGACUGCGCUGUAUGCCCCCAACGGCAGCAACGGCGAACGAUCCCUACAUGGCAAAAUGGGUGGUCUCAGCCUGAGCGCCCCUCACAGCCCCGAGCCUCCCGCCCCCUCCCCCGUCCAGAGCCGCGACGGCGCCGACAUGCAGUCGCACGUCUACAAGAUGCUGACGGACUACGAGGAGCCUUCCUCGGAGCCCAAGCAGUCGGGGUCCUUUAAGUACUUGCAGGGGAUCUUGGCGGCCGAGGACGGGGGCGUGUCCCCGACGGAGAGGAUGAGGAGCUUGAGGUCGCCGGUGCGAUCGCCCGUCCCCAAACUGGGAAGCCCCCUCCCCGGCGGCGUGCCGGGCCUCCAGAAGCUCCCACAGUGUACGCGCUGCUCCACCGGCAUCGUGGGCACCAUCGUGAAAGCCCGCGACAAGCUGUACCACCCAGAGUGUUUCAUGUGCGAUGACUGCGGCAUCAACCUGAAGCAGCGCGGCUACUUCUUCAUCGAGGACAACCUGUACUGCGAGACGCACGCCAAGGCCCGCGUGCAGCCGCCGGAGGGCUACGACGUGGUGGCCGUCUACCCCAACUCCAAGGUGGAGAUCGUGUGAGGCGGACGGAGGACGGGACGUUUCGCCGUAACUCUCCAUCAUAGCUUGCGUUUGCUUUCGGGGCUUUCGGGAACGUCACUUUUUCCUCUUUGUAAGCGGCCAUGCAUCACAGGCGUGUGUCACGGGGAGCGCCGGUGGAAUGUCGACAUGUUGUUUGGCUGAACUCUAACCCCCAGCUAAAUGGCUCCAUAUGCAAGCAGCUCCGCCUUUGCAAGUGGAAACAAAAAAGCCGGUAGGAGGGAGAAGGACAACACUUUUCCCCUCUUUUUCUUCUUGUGUUUUUUCAAUCACUGCGUUUUCCCCGACUGCGUUUUUUUUUUUCCCUAGGGGGAACCCUGUAAGUUUGGGUUGAAAAAAAGAAAAAAGUUUUUAAAAAAUGUUGAGAAAGAAAAAUAUAUUUUUGUGUACGUGUUAUUUUGUCAAUGCAUUUCUAAUGACCAACAACUUUGUGUGUUUUUGCGAUUGACGGGCUGACUCAGUCCAUGACAGCAUCAACUUACAAUGGUGCCUUGAGAUAUUAAAUUUAAUUUCAACAAUCUUUCCCCAGUGAAUUGUGCAGAAAUGCCAUUGAUCUGUUCCGGCCAUUUUUGCUAUGAUGCAUUGCUUGUUCGCAUUAAGCUAAACAGACUUGUAUAAAUAAGAAUGUAAUUCUCUUUUGUUUUAUGUUUACUUUGACAGUAGAAUUUAGACGGCAGUGGCGACAAACAACUUCCACCCCUACCUUAAAUUUUUGUCUAAAAAAAUCACAAUAAAAAUCGGAUCACUCAAAUCUCAAGGUACCAUUUUCCAUAAUAUAAUGCAAUGAAUUAAAAAAAAAAUGGUCAUCAUUCUGGGGACCGAACGGAUGUUCUAUUUUUUUCUAUCAAAAAGUAUUUUUAUCAUUGAAAACGUGACCAUUUUUUUUCUAUAGUGUGCAGUUGUAAAUGUUGAAAAAUGUAUAUUGUCACCACACUACGCUUUUUGUUUUCUGUUGUACAUAUACUAAAAACGCUAACUGUAUGCCAUCUCCUGUACUUUUGUUGUUGUUGUCUUGGCAACACAUCUUCUUGUUGUUUCUUAACUUAUUGUCAUGCCAACACUCUCAACACACACACAAAAAAAACGGUUAGAAAAUAACGCAAUGUAGACAAUUAUUGUGCGAUAAUCAUUUGAAUGUGAAUAACAACCAGGCUUUAUCACCUGUGGAGUCCCUCAGGGUCUCAUCGUGCCUGAACACGCCCCCUGCUGAUGUUAUUUAGUUGCCAACUGCCUUUUUUUCUGGAUGAUUUUGACUUUGUUAUUAAAUGAUUAAAACGUGUGUGAAAAAUGUG